Molecule: messenger RNA, 1455 nt
Organism: Rotaria sp. Silwood2
Lineage: Eukaryota; Metazoa; Rotifera; Eurotatoria; Philodinida; Philodinidae
Source: the annotation of a GenBank genome assembly
AUGACUACAGUAAAUGAAUCAAGUGUAUGUUCAAUCUGCAAUAAACCUUCAAUUAAAUAUUUUUGCAUUGGAUGUAAACAACAUUUUUGUCCAAAAGAUUUCAAAGAACAUGAACAACAACUAUCAAUAAAAUUCGAUAAUGAAAUAGUUAGAUCCCACGAUGAACUUCUUAAUCAAAUACAAAAAUUAGAAAAAUCAGAUGUCUUCUUAUCAGAUCUUUUUGCUCAAAUUAAUGAAUGGAAAAUAACAACAAUCAAUAAAGUAGAAAAAGCAGCAGAAAGAGCUCAUCAUGAACUUAUCAAACUAAUCGAUAAACAAAAAAUCAAAAUAACAAAACAACUUGAAACAAUUGCAAAAGAAAUUCGUUGUCGUCGAGAAGAAGAAAAUUUUCUCGAACAUGAUAUUGAUCGACUAAAACAAAAACUCAAUGAAAUUCAACAAACAUUUAGACAAUUGAUUCAAAAAGAUACAAAUAAAAGCAUCAUUAUUAAUAAUGAUCAAAUUGAUUGGAAUCGACUAAUCUACAUUCGAGAAGAACAACAAAACUGCAACAUCACGUGUCUCAAUCGAUGUAAAUCAUCAAUUUCAUAUCCGCAACGGCAAAAUGGUUAUUUACCACAACAAUCGUAUCAAAAUCCUUCAAAACAACAAUCAUAUCGAAACCUGUUUGGUCCAUAUGCUCUACAACAGCAACGAUAUCAAAGCUCUCACGGUUCUAAUCCUCAACAACCUCAAGGUAAUGUUAUAUUUUAUGAUGGACGAGAGUUAAAUGAUCGUCUUCAAGCAAUAGCUACUCGAUAUGAAAUAAAUGAUACACUCACUCAACGUCUUAAUAUCCUUCAGCAAUUGAAAAUAGUUGUACUUUGUGAUGAUUCAGAUUCAAUGAAUACACCAGUUUAUGGAACAACACGUACUCGAUGGGAUCAAUUACGAUGUAUUGUACGUAUAGUUACUGAAAUUGGCACUGUAUUUGAUUCAAACGAAAUUGAUAUACAUUUUCUCAAUCGUCCAUCAAUGCCUAAUGUAACUAAUAUUCGACAAGUUGCUGAAUCAUUUAGUCAAUGCCCAGCUGGAUUAACACCACUUACACCAGCUUUAAGACGAAUUUUUCAGUUGGCAGCAAGUAAAUCUUGUAGUGAUAAACGUUUACUUGUAUUAGUAGCUACCGAUGGAACUUCAACAAAUCGCAAUGAAAAUGUUGAUAUACAAAGUUUAGAAAAUUUAAUGCGCAAUGAACGUCAAGCAAGUACAACAUAUGUAACAUUUCUUGCUUGUACAGGCAAUGAAUCAAAUGUGAGUUAUUUAUCAAAAUGGGAUCGCACAAUGACGAAUGUUGAAUUUGUUGCUGAUUAUAUAACCGAACGAGAAGGAGUACGUCGUAGUCAAGGAUAUAAAUAUCCAUUUUCAUUUGGAGAUUAUGUUGUAAAAGCAUUACUUGGUGCAGUUGGUUUAUAA